This is a messenger RNA of Parasteatoda tepidariorum (common house spider), 817 nucleotides long. RefSeq names its product mitochondrial ribosomal protein L17 (gene mRpL17). Gene Ontology annotation, molecular function: structural constituent of ribosome. Lineage: Eukaryota; Metazoa; Arthropoda; Arachnida; Araneae; Theridiidae. Gene Ontology annotation, cellular component: mitochondrial large ribosomal subunit; ribosome. Gene Ontology annotation, biological process: translation. The record is from RefSeq and is a predicted model, not a curated record.
CAGAAAUAGACAUUCGGAAGCGUUUAUUGUUUUUCCAAGACUGUAAACAAGAAAUAAAGCGUUUUAUAAUUGAAAUAUUCGACCUUUUUCAGAAAAUAUAUACGAAUUGUAAAUCAUUAAUCUUACUGUUUUUAUUGUUAUAAAUCUGGGUUUAAAUGGCUGAGAUAGCAAAGUUGCUUCCUAGAAUAAAAUUUAGCGUUAAAAAACGUCAUGUUAAUUUAAAAAAUGUUCAGGAUGAAGGACCUUACGGAAGAGUAAAAAAGAUCAGGACAGUGCUUUCUGCAUUAUUUAAGUACGAAAGAAUAGAAUUGUUUAUGCCGAAAUGUAAUGAAGUACGAGGUUAUGCAGAACGGCUAAUAACUGAAGCUGUGAGAAAUGGUGACAAGCAUGGUCCUACAAUGGAAAUGGCAAAUUUUUGGCUUGAGGACAAACAAAUGGUUCACAAAUUGUUCAAAGUUUUAGCUCCUCGUUAUCAAAACUGUCAAGGUCCUUGCACCGCAAAACACCUUCUUCCAGACAAGUGUCACUUAGCUUAUGAAAAGAAAGCUGCUCGCUUUCUACCUCUGUGCAUAUUAGAAUUGAAAGACAAUCCAUACCCUCCAGUGCCUCAAAAACCUAAACCAACAGGAGCAUCUUUAACUAAUAUUUUGCUAAAGGAAGCUAGUAAAGAAUUUAGAAAAAUGAAACUAGAAUCAGGAAAUAAAGAAAAAAAGCAAUAACAGCAGUUAAACUUUAUUCAUGAUUUAUUUCCAAUAGAUAUUGUUUGUGACUUGAAAUGUUUUUUUCUUUAUAUUGUUAAUAAAUUUAGUUGAAAAUA